Messenger RNA from Nannospalax galili (Upper Galilee mountains blind mole rat), 2170 nucleotides. It is a transcript of the gene Snx16, whose product is annotated as sorting nexin 16. The coding region runs from base 380 to 1408 and encodes 342 amino acids. The transcript has 9 exons. Gene Ontology annotation, cellular component: early endosome; late endosome; extrinsic component of endosome membrane. The record is from RefSeq and is a predicted model, not a curated record. Gene Ontology annotation, molecular function: phosphatidylinositol binding. Gene Ontology annotation, biological process: protein targeting to lysosome; early endosome to late endosome transport; endosome to lysosome transport. NCBI's taxonomy places the organism in Eukaryota, Metazoa, Chordata, Mammalia, Rodentia, Spalacidae.
AUCCCCUCCCUCCUCCUCCUGGGAACUUAGUAGGGUGCCGAGGUGGAGACCGGGAGCAUCUGCUUUGGGGCGGAGAGUCACAUGAGGCAUCCGGGUGCCCGGGGAGGAGGCGAUCUGCUGCUACCCCGGAGCAGCCGACGUGCGUCGCCGCAGAGCCGAAUUGAGGGUGGCGCGGAGUGCAAUUGUUGUGAGUCUGAUGGUGCAGGUGUGUGAUCUCAGCUACUCCAGAAAGAAGCUGCUUCAGGAAGUUUGAAAGUUCAAAGCCUGCGUUUAAAGCCAGCCUUGAUAGUGAAUUCCUAAAAGAAAAUAAUGAAUCGCAGAUUAGUUUUUCUCUAAGUGGACUCAAGGUGUACAAGGUUUGUUGCCAAGGCAAAAGAAGAUGGCAACUCCUUAUGUCCCAGUUCCUGUACCAAUAGGAAACUCUGCUUCCAGUUUUUCCACCAACAGAAAUCAAAGAAGUUCUUCUUUUGGCAGUAUCUCAACAAGCUCAAACUCAUCCAAAGGCCAGCCAGAAGACUCAGCUCUGGGUAAUUUUAAGCAGACGAAUGUUCAGGAUCAGGCAAAUAGUACUUCAUCUGUCUGCAGCAGUCCUCUCAUCAGGACUAAAUUUACAGGAACAGAUUCCUCCAUUGAGUAUUCUACUAGAGCAAGAGACACUGAAGAACACAGUGCUGAAACAGUGAACUGGGAGGAGAGACCAUCCACCCCUACAAUACUGGGUUAUGAAGUUAUGGAAGAAAGAGCCAAAUUUACUGUAUAUAAAAUACUAGUAAAGAAAAACCCAGAAGAAAGCUGGGUAGUUUUCAGAAGAUACACUGACUUCUCUAGACUUAAUGACAAGUUAAAAGAGAUGUUUCCAGGCUUUCGAUUAGCACUCCCUCCAAAACGCUGGUUUAAAGAUAAUUACAACACGGACUUUUUAGAAGAUAGACAAUUAGGAUUACAGGCGUUUCUUCAAAAUUUAGUAGCUCACAAAGACAUUGCCAACUGCCUUGCAGUGAGAGAAUUUCUUUGUCUGGAUGAUCCACCAGGUCCAUUUGAUAGCCUAGAAGAAAGCAGGGCUUUCUGUGAAACUUUAGAAGAGACUAACUACCAUUUACAGAGAGAACUACUUGAAAAGCAAAGGGAGGUGGAAUCCCUGAAGAAACUGCUCAGUGAAAAGCAGCUUCACAUAGAUGCGUUAGAGAACAGAAUCAGAACAUUGUCCUUAGAACCUGAAGAGUUACUGUAUGUGUCAGGAACAGAAGGUAGACAGAUCCUACAGGUUAAGUCCUCUGUACUUGAGGUCCAUCGAGAUGUCUUGGAUGAAGAAUCUAGAGCUGAUAAUAAACGACACUUCAACACAGGUGAAAGUGCAGUAGCAGACAUAGAAGUUGCAGAACUGGCAUAUAGUGCCGAAGAUGACUAAUAGAGCAGCCACAACAGUUCCUUUGGUUUCAGAAUUUCAGCACAUUUGCAGCAGAGUGGCAAAUCCUAUUUUCAAAGACUGAAACACAGAAAAGAGCAAGAAUGCACAUGUAUAAAGUUUACAUAAAGUUUUUUUUAAUUAUUAGAACAGGAAACAUUCACUGCUGCUUUUAAUUGUCUUUUAUCCAGCAUUAUAUUUAAUACACUGAAUAAAGAAAACUAGUUAGAAUUGUUAUCAAAUUCCACAUUCUUAAAUGCUAUAUAUAAGUUAUUACAGUGUCUUGCUCUAUAGUACUCCAAAUUAGUGUGUGUGUCUUGUCUGCCUUAAAUCACCAGUUAUAUGCAGUGAAAAUAAUUGCAUGUUGCUAUCUGGGUAAUACAUACUUCUCUGUAACUCUGUUAUGACAGAUUUUCAUAAAUGAUUUAAAUCAGUGAACACCACAGUGAAGAUAAAGAUGAGUCCAGUUUAAAAGUUGCUAUGUUCACCAUCUCUGAAUAAAAAUUACUUGAAAUGUUAAUACUUAAAAGAUGACUUUCUAGAACCAAAGAUAAUGUGUUUUGAAGAGCUGUUAUCAUAUAGCAAAGUGACAAAAUGGCCUUGAUUUCAACACUGAUUAAUUAAUAUCAAAAUACUUGCUUUAGGGCUGGAGAGAUGGCUCAGCAAUAAAGAGUACUGGCUGCUCUUACAGAGGACCUGGGUUCGAUUCCCACUACCUGCAUGGUGGCUAAGAACCGCCUAUCUAAACUCCAUUUCCAGGGGAUC